AGAUUCAGUUGAAGUUUUACUGUUGCCGGCUAACGUUCGAAAUCGGAAGAUCGGAGAAUCGGAGCUAUAACUCGCCCAUUCACACACACUCGCACACAUCGCAGCACACAAACGUGCCGUUGCACUGGUGUUGGUACUUUGUUUACAGUCGCAUCGCAACAACAAUAAAAACAGUGGAGUAAAAGAUAGAAAGACGAAGGAAAUAAGACGAGGAGGAAACCGACUAAAAGAGAAAUACGUGAAAAAGAGAAAUUUCGACGUUCUAAGCCGACGUUUUAGCUUAAAUACAUUAUCGGAACGAGCAGAUAGACUGCAACUGGCAUUAUUAUUGGCAAUUACCACACCUGCUGAGAAACCAUGGCCAGCUCACCCAUCACAGACUUCUAUGAGGGUCGCAAUGUCUUCAUCACGGGAGCCACUGGCUUCGUGGGCGUCACCAUUGUGGAGAAACUCCUACGGGACGUUCCCAACGUGGGCACACUGUACCUUUUGAUGCGGGCCAAAAAGGGCAAGAAUGUGCAAGAGCGACUCGAAGAGCUGAAGAAGAACUCGGUGUUCGACAAGUUCAAGGAGCUCCAGUUGGAGUCCCGUCUCUCCAAGAUCGUUCCCAUCGAAGGUGAUGUGGGUCUGGAGAAUCUGGGCAUCUCGCCCAAGGAUCGCCAAACCCUGAUCGACAAUGUAAAUGUGGUCUUCCACUCGGCUGCCACCUUGGACUUUUUCCAAUCCCUGAAGGAAACAACCAACAUUAACUUGAGGGGCACAAGACGAGUGGUGGAGCUGUGCCAACAGCUGAAGAACUUGGAUGCCCUGGUGCAUGUUUCCAGUGCCUAUGUAAAUGCCUAUCUGACCAAGGUCGAGGAGAAGCUGUAUCCCUCGCCCGAAGAUCCCGAGAAGAUCAUCCAGCUGUCGGAGACGCUCAACGAUGAGGCUCUUAAGGAACUAGAACCAAAACUGCUUAAGGAUCACCCCAAUACCUACACCUUCACCAAACACCUGGCAGAACACGAAGUGGCCAAUGUGGCUGGAAAAUUCCCCUGCGGCAUUGUGCGUCCCAGCAUGAUCACCGCUGCUUGGAAGGAACCCCUUCCCGGAUGGACCAUCUCGAAGAACGGUCCCCAAGGCUUCUUCAUGGGCGCCUCGAAGGGAGUGCUGCGCCGUCUUCCCUUGGACCCCAGCAUCAUCAUGGACUACAUACCCAUCGAUGUGGUGGUCAAUGGAAUCAUAACCACCGGCUACUAUGUGAACUCGCUGCAGGCCAAAAACGGAGGACGUCCGGCCGAGCUGCAGAUCUUCCACCUGACCUCCAGCACAUACAAGCCCUUCCGGUUCGAACUGAUGGCGGACAAGAUCAACAGCUACCUGCACGACUACCCGCUCAAUAGUGCCGUCUGGUAUCCCAAUCUGCGCCUGGUGAAGAGCCUCUGGGUCUUCCGGCUGAGCGCCAUCCUCUUCCACUUCAUUCCCGCUAUUAUCCUGGAUCUGGUCACGAAAAUCGGAGGCGGCAGGCCCAUUUUGGUUCGACUGCACAAGAACGUUUGGAACUCACUGAAUACCCUGGAAAGGUUCAUCUUCACGGAAUGGCACUUCGACAGCAAACGCCUACUGGCACUUUCCAAAACAUUGAGUCUGGUAGACAAAAAGAAGUUCAUCAUCGACAUUGGAGAGCUGACGUGGGAUGAAUACUUCGCCAAUACGAUUUUGGGAGUGCGUCAGUACCUCAGCAAGGAGCCGCCCAAGAACCUGGAAAAGGCACGUCGCAAGGACAAAAUUCUCCUGGGUCUUCAUGUCGCUCUGCAGCUCGCCUUCUGGUAUGGAAUCUUUAAGCUGAUUAUUUGCGUUACCGGAAUUUCGGGAGCUAAAGCAGCACUUAUCCUGCCCGUUCUCUAUUACCUGUUUGGACUGCUUUAAAUGCGGGUCAAUAUUCCCCUGCAGUUCAAUAUUUUCUCAAUGUUAUUUAUGCUAAAUGCAAUUUGUAUGAGGUUUGGUUUUGAAAUAUAAAUACAAGAAAUCAAAAA
Drosophila ficusphila is the source of this 2015-nucleotide messenger RNA. RefSeq names its product putative fatty acyl-CoA reductase CG8306. Gene Ontology annotation, cellular component: peroxisome. Gene Ontology annotation, biological process: long-chain fatty-acyl-CoA metabolic process. The record is from RefSeq and is a predicted model, not a curated record. NCBI's taxonomy places the organism in Eukaryota, Metazoa, Arthropoda, Insecta, Diptera, Drosophilidae. The transcript is spliced from 6 exons. Gene Ontology annotation, molecular function: alcohol-forming very long-chain fatty acyl-CoA reductase (NADP+) activity. Bases 358 to 1908 code for a protein of 516 amino acids.